UCGACCGGCUCGAGGGAGAAUCUCUGGAGGCCGAGGAGCGAACCUACCAGGAUUUCCCUCCUCCCGCAGCAGGAGAGGGAGUACAAGUCAGACAACUGCAUUUCAUGGAAAUUGCGGAACAAGCUAGGGGAGUCCUCAACGAAAUUGAGUAUCUCCUCGCCGAACCUGAUGAGGCGAGCAGUCAAGCAAGUCAAGGUUCACGUCAAACCUUAACCGAAACAGAACAGCAAGAACAGCACCAGUCUGUUCUUGAACAUCAGUCAAUUCACAACGAGCAAAUCAAUCAACAUUUCAAUCAACAACAUUACCAGCAAGUCGAUCCACAAUUCAAUCAACAACAUUACCAGCAAGUCGAUCCACAAUUCAAUCAACAACCUUACCAGCAAGUCAAUCAGCAAUUCAAUCAACAAACUUAUCAGCAAGUCAAUCCACAAGUCAAUCAACAACAAUUUCAACAAGUCAAUCAGGAGUUUAAUCAGCAACAAGUAAGUCGUUUCCAGCCAGAUAUUAGGUUGCCCGAACUUCGCUUGGAUCCUUUUAAUGGGGAUCCCAGGAAGUGGCCAACCUUCUGGCAGCUAUUUUCUGCCAACAUUGACCAGCGUCCUAUGGAUAAUAUCAGGAAGAUGAGCUACCUGCUUACCUUCCUCCAGGGCCCUGCCAAGGAGUUAGUCGCGGGUUUCGUUCUUUCGAACGAGAACUAUACGCGAGCUCUCGAUUUGCUUAAAUCUCGGUAUGGAGACAGCAGAGCCAUUACCGAGGCUUUAGAAGCCGAGCUAAUGAAUCUGCACCCCGCCAAUGAGAGUACUUAUUCUCUCCGCGGGUUUGUCGACAACAUAGAACGCAUUUGUCGCCAGCUCGAGGCGUAUGGGCACGUUGAUUCGUCCCCGUUCGUCUCGACCGCUAUUAAAUCUAAGUUACCACAGCAAAUCGUUGCGAAAUUAGUUGAGAAGGAACGUGGUUCUGGAAUACGGUGGAACUGUGCCCAGCUCAGAAAGGAGCUGCGCGAAAUUGUUGAGAUCAAAGAAGAAGUACAACGAUGCUCUACCGUAACCAGAGUCCGGCAGGAAAUAACUAAUCCUCCCGUACAGAGGAACAAGGUAGCCCAGAAGGGAAGACCGCCUGAAUUAACGCGCUCUUUCGGGGCGCCUAUACAGUCAAGACAAGAAAACCGCCGUCUGUUUAGAGGACCGCGCCGUUGUUCAUUGUGCGAUAUUGUCGGCCAUCUUCCGUCACAAUGCCCGAAAUAUCCCACGCCGCAAGAUCGCUUUCGUCGCCUAAGGGCGCAGAACCGAUGUGUUCGUUGCCUAAAUGAAGGUCACACCUCUCGGGAUUGCCACUCUUUUAAAAUAUGUGGACAAUGCCAGGGCGGUCACCACAUGUUAGUCUGUACGAAAGGCCGAGAAGACAAAGGGCCUCAAGCAAAUUAUCGUCAAGUAAAUAAACAGAAACCACAAAAACAAUUUACCCAAAUGGCCGCGACCUCGGAGAAAGGUCCCGCCACAGGUUCAAAUUUGACAGAACCUUCAAUCGACAACGAGAAAGUACAACCAGAGAAAUCAAUUACCGCAAUGGCUUAUUCCCAUCUUCGCAAAAAGCCAACCGCAUAUCUUAUGACAAGAAAGAUUGCGAUUGCCUCACCUAGAGAGCCAAACAAGGAAAUCCCUGCAUUUGUAUUUUUCGAUCCAGGGAGCCAGUUAAGCUACAUUGUAAAGUCAUUAGUGAAAAAAUUACGUCCUCCCCAAAUUGCCCGUGACGAUGUUGAAGUUCACGGCUUUGGCGGGACGUUACGCGAUCCGAUUAGAAUUCGUUCCCCGUCCUAUGCUAUUUCCAUCCAACGAGAGGACGGCGAAUGGGAGGAAGUAGAGCUUAAUUGGACUAAAGAGAUAAGCACUUCAUUCGAAAUGGCCAACUGGGUAGCCGAAAUGCCUACUCAAGUUGCCGAUUUUCCUGAAGUCCAGAAAGCAAUAGAACUUUCGACGGAAGUCCCGGGAAUCAUGCUCGGCACCCGUCAUUUCUGGAAAUAUUUUAUGGGAAGGACUGAAGUCGCCCCAGGGCUCUUUGUCAUUCAAACAGCCUUUGGUCCGGUAGUUGGGGGAGAAUCCGAUAUGAGCCCUCAGGGAGGGAAACUAUCGCAUUCUCUAGCUACCGUAAGCAACGACAGCGUGGACCAAAUGCCUCAAUCCAACACAAUAGAGGAGUUCUGGAAUCUCGAGAGCAUAGGUAUUCGAGAAAAUCCAGCCUCCGACGAUGACCAAGUUGCCAUAAAUCAAUUGAAGAAAUCAAUUACUCAAGAUAAGGAAGGAAGAUAUACCGUAAGCUGGCUAUGGCGCGAACCGAGAGCCCCAUUACCCAGUAAUUACAGAAUGGCCUACAGCCGCCUAUGUUCAACAUACAACAACCUUAAUCGAUCAAAAGAAUUAUUAGAAAAAUACAAUAAAGUCUUCCUUGAUUACCUCAAGCAAGGAAUUAUCGAACCGGCUCAAAAGGACCCGGAAGGCCAAGAACAUUAUCUUGCCCACCACGCGGUCAUUACCCACAAAUUACGUCCAGUAUUCGACGCAAGCGCCCAUCCCCGAGGGCAGCCAUCAUUAAAUGAUUGCCUGCUUCGGGGACCGGUCCUGCUUCCUGAGUUUGUCGGAUUACUUAUCAGAUUCCGCCAACCCAAAUAUGUCGCCAUAUCCGACAUUGAAUCAGCAUUUUUGAUGGUCGGGCUUCACCCUGCCGACCGAGAGGUCGCCAAAUUUUUGUGGGUGAAGGAACUUCAAAAGCCCCCUGUAGGCGAAAACAUUCAGGUUUAUCGUUUCGCCCGGGUGGCCUUUGGCGUUAUAUGUUCCCCCUAUCUUUUAGCGGGAGUUAUUCGCCACCAUCUUGACAAGUACGGCCCAGGAGUUGCCUCCGAACUAGCCAACAGCCUCUACGUAGAUAAUUUACACCUAGGGGCUGAAACCUGGCCCGAACUCCUCGACAAGUGCCGAAGGGCAAAGGAGAUUUUUUCUGACGCAAGCAUGAACUUGCGAGAAUUUUCAUCCAAUUCAUCUAAAUUGAUGAAUGCCAUUCCCGAGAAAGACCGAUUGGACGCACAGGAGCCCAAGGUUCUCGGGAUGAGGUGGAACAUCAAUACAGACAGUCUUAGUUUCCAAUUACCCAACGAACCCAUGAAAAAGAACGUCUCAAGGCGAGCCGUUCUCAGCUCACUAGCCGGCAUAUAUGAUCCGCUAGGCCUAUUGUCCCCCUCCGUCCUCCCAGCAAAGCUUUUCUUUCAGAAGCUCUGGGACGAGGGGCACGACUGGGACAGCCCCCUAUCCGACGAAGAGACAUCCGUUUGGGAAAAAUUUCUCAAGGGGUGGCAACACACAAACAUUUCUCUUCCUCGGAGGGCGCUCUCAAUUACACCUCAAGAAACCGAAAUACACACAUUUGUAGACGCCUCCUCCUGCGCCUAUGCAGCCGCAGUUUACCUUAGAGGGGUAAACAAUGAUUCAAUUUCCACCUCAUUGAUAUUUGCCAAAAAUCGCCUCAAGCCAAAGAAAGGCGGUAAAACACUAACAAUACCAAGAAUGGAAUUAAUUGCUAUUCUUAUCGGAGUCAGAGCUACGGCUUAUGUAAAGAAAGAGAUAGGCGUACCUUUGACUCAAAUCCACCUAUGGAGUGAUUCCCAAAUAGCCCUUUCAUGGGUUAGAUCACCCCAAAGCCAACCAUCCUUUGUCCAAAGGAGGCUUGAUGAAAUAAAGAGACAUACCAACAUAACAUUCCACUAUAUUCGUACCAAUGAAAAUCCAUCCGAUUUAGCGACCAGAGGCCUCACACCCCAAGAGCUAAAUCAGAGCCGACUGUGGUGGUCCGGCCCAGACUGGUUGGAGGAAAGUGCUUCCAGCUGGCCCGAGGACCCCAAUUUCGAGACAUUUAACCUCAAGGAAGCUAUAGGAAGUGAACCCGAAGAAAAUCACAGUGACCAAGUUUUAACUCUCCAAGCCCAGGUUACCUCGCGCGAAAGCCAUCAGCGAUUGAUCCGCUCGAGCUCCUGGGUCAAAUCAAGAAGAAUUAUGUUCUACAUACUCAGGUUCAUCAAUGUUAUACUCGGGAUAAAAGGAGCCCCAACGAUUGGCCUAAAAUCGGUCUCGAAAAAUGGGCCUCCAACAGCCUCGGAUAUCACCUUGGCUGAAAAAUAUUUAAUUAAAUGGGAACAAAAUGAAUGUUCCGAAGAACUUUUAAAAUAUAAACACAUCAUAGAUAAGGAUAAAAUCAUUCGCCUUCAAACCCGGAUGAUUAAUAGUCAAAGCCCUGAGGGCUUGAUCCACCCAAUUCUCCUCCCGAAAAAUUCUGUCGUGGGCAAACUUGUGAUAACUCAUAUUCACAAGGGAUUAUGCCACGCGGGAGUAGAUUGGACGCUUACAGAAUAUCUUAAUCAGUAUUGGCAACCUAAAGCCCGUCAGACGGUGCGCCGUGUUAUUUCAGAUUGUAUGGCCUGUAGGAAAAUGAAUUCCUAUAAAUACGCUUUACCUGAAAUGCCUCCGCUCCCUUCUGACCGGGUUCAACAAAGGCGCCCAUUCCAGUCAAUUGGAAUCGAUUAUGCCGGGCCUACCCUUACCAAAGUCAACGGAGCGCUCGUCAAGUGUUGGCUCGUACUUAUAACCUGCCUUACAACAAGAGCGGUCUAUAUUGAACCAACACUUGAUCUGACCGCAGCCUCCUUCAUAAAUGUCUUCCGCCGUUUUAUUAGCCGGAGAGGCAAGCCGGAAAGAGUUCUCACCGACAACGGAAGAAAUCUCGUUCUCGCUGAGAAAGCAAUUAGCGCCGCCUUAGCACCGCUUUUGGCUGACAGUAAGAUCGAAUGGAAAUUUAUUCCGGCCCUUUCACCAUGGGCCGGAGGCAUUUACGAAAGAUUGAUCGGUUUGGCCAAAACAUGCUUCAGGCGUACACUAGGGAAGCAGAUUCUACCUUAUGACCAGCUUGCCACCUUCGUUGCUGAAGUGGAAGCUGCUCUUAAUUCUAGACCACUUACCCACGUUUCAGAUGGGGAAGGUACUCCGUUACCACUCAGACCAAUAGAUUUCAUUCAACCGGGCUCUAUUCUAAAUUUUGACCCCGCCAAUAAGCCAAAACGACACGAACAUUUACAACCUCACGAACAAUUACUCCUCCACUGGAAAGGGACUCUAGAGAACCUAGACUCCCUCUGGACACGUUGGAGAAAAGAGUAUUUGGUGCUCCUCCGUGACAAUUCCAAAUGGAAUCACGCCGGACCACGCCUUCAGACCAAAUCAUCUCCUGAAGUUGGGGACGUUGUUUUGGUAGAAGACUCUAUGCAACCGAGAAAUACUUGGAUCAUGGCUCGGGUUGAGCAAUUGAACGGCCAACCAGGACCCAUCCGAAGUGUAAAACUUCGCAUGCCAAAUGGUCGAAUUACUACCAGGCCGGUAAAUCGUAUAUACCCACUCGAGGCCGGACCCGAAUCGAAUGACAAAGAAAACAUACAACCAGAUGACUCUGCUGGUUCAGAAACGGAACCACCAGACCCUGGUAUCAAAAUCACUAAAAAGAUAUCACCGUUUGAGGAAGAGGCGGAAGAAGAUCCCCCUCCUCCUACACCAAUACCUACCAAUUUAAGACAAGGAAGGAAUAUUGAUAUUCCUUCAACUACCCCAAAACAUCGAAUGAUUACACGCAGCAAAGCUACAGUAAUGGCUGCUGCAUUAUUUGUCCUUUGCUUCUCCUCAAUACUAUUUUCAACAAUUUCAGCUGUUUCGAUUAUUGAAUGCACUGGUUGUCCUUCUUGUCGAGGAUGCCUAGUCCAUUGCAAUAAUCGAGGAGUACGAAUUUUUGCACCUGAAAAAAUAAGUAAAAUCCAAAUCUGUUGUGCAGAACAUUGUCACUUAUUUCCCGGACAGCCAGAAUUUAAUCACAUUCUGCCCAAGGAAAUGUUAGUGAAUAAUUAUGAGUGCAAGGCAAACUUUUGGGAUACAAAUAGAGAAAAUCCAUAUGAGGUCUCUGCCCAAUGUUCUGCCUUCCACCCCUGUCAAUUAAUAGAUUGCAACUUCUGUCUAGAGCUUUUAUUGAACUCAAGAUGCAAACCGAAAAUGGCAGCCAUUGUUGCCUGCAGCGUUCUCUUUCCCAUUCUCCUUUUACUCAGCUGCCUCUUCGGAGCCAUACAAAAAUUUAUUAAGCCCUUCGGAUUCCUUUUUAAAAUAUUGAGAAAAGCAUUCCGGAGGCAAAGAGAACGUGCAAAAACAAUAAAAAGAAAAUUAAUAAUUAAAGAACCAAUAAGGAAAUUGACCAGAAACAUAAAAGAGGUGAAAAAGAAAGGUAGGGAACUGAGACAAGCUAGCUUAAUGCGUCUCGCACGUUACGGUAUCUUCUCUCUUUUCCUAGCUUCUAACCUUUCACUCGCCAACUCUGAUACUGUAGCUGUAAUAUCACAAUCCGAGAGUUGCCGAGUCAAUAAUGGCACUAGAUUUUGUUCGGUCACCAGCUCAACAACAUUGAGUUUGUUGCCUGCUGGCCAGCCCAAUACUCUCCUAAUAAAAAAUAAAGUUGGAGAAGUAUUAGGAGCUUUGACGUUGACCCUAAAAGCACUAACUCUCGUCUGCAAUCCAAAGACAAUAGCCUACCUAAGAAGUUACCAGAUCAAUACCCGUUCAGUCUGGCGAUGUCCGACUAGCGGCUCUUGUUCAGGAAGCUUCUGCUCACAAGUCGGGCCAAACACGCAUAUCCCCGAACUCGUUGAAAUAAUGGAUAAAGUCGGCACUAGUGGAUGCCUCGAGCCAUCCGCUAUGUGGAGUAAGGGAUGCGGAUUACCUACAGCCAGCUGUCACUUUUACCGCUGGUACGCAGUCCCCAUGUCCCUUGAUGUUUACGAGCUAUUUGAAUGUCCAACAUGGGACUACCACAUAAAAGCAGAUCUCGCGAUUACAGUCAAUGAUAAUGUUCUAGAGGAAUUUUUGACUUUAAUACCGGGACUGACCCAUCACGGAACAAACAUAUCAUUAACACCAAUAGCUGUCUCUAACCCUCCGGCACCAAUUUUAGGCACCUCUUUCCUAACGCAUGGCUUUUCUGUUGCUUUAGGAAAAGAUGUACCUCGAGACUUAAAAUGUCCCGAUCUACCAAGUGCCCGAGGUUUUGGCUGUAGCAUUUCUGAAGAGGCGUGCCGAGACUGUCGCCACGCAAAUGAUACAGUAACGUGUCAAUGCCGAGAGUUUGACGCGGAGGCGAUUCUUGCCGACCCAGAGGCACGUCUCCCCCUCAACAUCGGCCGGCACACCUUCCUAACAGAUGGAGAGCAAGUUUAUGUUGAACAAACUUAUACCCCUAUCCAAAUUCACUUACAAAUGAAAAAUUUCCAACUAAUAUCAGAAAUCACUGAGUCGUCCUGCAAAAUCACUGCCAAGAAUGUUCGAGGUUGCUAUAAGUGCCUUAAGGGCGUCCAAGUAAAUUUUACUUGCACGACUGAUUUUGGCACGGCACUCGCUUAUACCCGAUGUGCCGAUGGCAUUAACUUCGUUACUCGUUGCUCUAAAAACGGAACGGAGGGAAUUGCCGCUUUUACCUACACCAGAUCGAGAAUCGACACUAUUUGUACGACCAAAUGUCCGGGAGGUGACUCGGAAUUUAAUCUCAAAGGAGAGCUGAUGUUUAUCCCUCUCCCGUGGAAAGAAAGAGAGAUAGUACAAUCGAUGUCCGGGCAAAAGACAUCGGUCUGGAAUUUAUCAAAUUUCAGCCCGUACUCACUUUUCCCCGCACUACCAAUUGGAUUUAUCAUAUCUCUUCUCUUUGUUUUAAUUUCUCUUCUAAUUUUGUUCUAUUUCUUCCUCCGGCUUAAAUUAAAAUUUUUUAGAAAAAUUGCGACUCAACUUGUCCCAAUUUUUAUCGCCAUUUUUUUGGCCGGCGGGGAAGGGGCUAUAUGCCCAUUGAAUAAAACAUCGGCCAAACUUCAAAUAAAAAUUUGGCAAAUACAAAAGAAUAAUUGUGUGCAAAUUAAACAUUUAAAAAUGUUUUUCUGUCCAACAUCUGCACAAAUUACACAUUUCACAUCCCUUUUUGAAAAGUUAGCAAAGGCCAAAAAUAAAGCUAACUUUUGUAAUUCUAAAGACGCACUAUGGCGCAUUAUUCAACAAGCGCCUGUCCGUCACAUUAAAUCAAAUAAACAAAAGGAAGUAAAAAUGAAUAAUUGUUUACUUCACAUUAACUUUACCCAUCGAAACACACAGAUGGCUAUCUUUUUCUUCAAUUCUCUGAAAGAUGAAUUGUUUAUUGGAAUGCCAAAAAUUGGCGGUGCACGAAGGAGAAAGAAGGCAAGGCCAUUGGGCCAAAACUUUCUCAUCGCACCGCCCAACAUUCAACCAAAAAAGUUUGGCUUUAUAAAUAGCCAGCAAAGCCAAGAAAAAUCAUUUUCCACUUGGCAGUUUAUUCAAAACUCCCAAGCGACCUUUCCAUCCAUUGCGACUCUAAACCUUUUCCUUUUUCAAGAAAUGCAAGCGCAACCCUGCCUCGUACCCCCCGAGUACGAGCCAGGAUCUACCUAUAGGGAAUAUUUUCUAAAAUGCCAGGAGGUAGGAUACACUCCUGACUGGCCACGGAGAGGACAGACAAUGGCCGAAUACAUUCCCAAAUCCGUCGGGCGCUUUUGGCCCCCGACCUGGACCAAUGACACUCCGCGCCGACGAGCACAGGGUUUGUUGCUCCUCCUUUGGGAGAAUUUGACCUAUAAGGGUAAGAGGCUGCCGCAGGCAGAUCCAAUCCUCAGUCCCCCCGCCUGGAUCACCGAUGUUCAGCCGGGGCAGACUGUUGAGGAUUUUUUCCGGGAUAAGGGUCAGCCACUGGAGUAUCCCGAACUCCCGUGCCUGGUCCUGAAGGGAGGAGUUCGAGGCUCCUCCAGGCAGAGUAGGCAGAGGGUCCGUGCGGUUGGCCACUCUUGCUGGAAAGCAGGCCAACUCCACGAAGAAUACUUACCCCUGGAGCUCUUGAUAUACACCCCGGUUGAAUACCCGGAACCGAGGAUUGGACAUUCCGCCACAGGGCGCAAUAUUCGACCCUCUUCUAGGGUCGGGAGUUCGUCAACCACACAACCACCACCGGCUCGGAAUCCUCGAGAGCCCGAGGUGAUAAGAGAGGAGGGGAAUGAGGAAGCCCUAAAGAUUAUAAUCCCUCGUGCGUGGCGCCCCAUUAAAUCCAUCUCAAUUAUUUUUGCUAUAAUUGCUUUGGCUUUUGCUCUAGGCGCGGACACUGUCCCCGCUCAAGAAUUUAACGGUUUUUUACUUUGUCCUUUCUUUCGCGCUCCGUGUUGUUUCUUGCCCUUUGUUAACAACAAUUACUUACUAAUUUCUAGUAUGCCUAAACGUUCCAGCUCUGCUACUGUCAAGGAACAACGAAUUAUUAAAAAAGCUCGUGAGAGUGCCUUUAUUGCAACAUUUGGAAAACCUCAAAGUAUUGAGGACCAAGAAGAAAUGGACCGUUUGGUUAAUUCAAUGGAAGAGAUUCCACGUCCAGACAACAAUACAAAAUUCAUCGAAAGCAAUAAGGACUCGCAGAGUCCAAAAACAGCGCUAAUUGUUAAUCCAGAAGAGGAUUUUUCUGCUUCAAUUUUACCUUUGACAACACAAAUAGAAAAUGAAAAUAAACAACAACAGCAGCAACAAAACCAACCACCUCCAAUUCCUUUAACGACAUCCACCCAGCCGCCAUUACAAUAUAAAUUGGCAACAGCACUUGCUCCCACUCAAUCAUCACAAAUGGAAGGGCAAGUUACGAUUGGAAGCGGAGGAGGUAUAAGUGAAAACCCUGAAAAUCCCCCAAAAUCCAUUUAUACAGAUUGCAGCCUCGAGGAGCGCAUAUCAAAUGCCCUCCUUACCUGCAUCAGUAAAUUGACUGAAAAGGCCGUGGCUAUUCCGCCACCAGCUUCUACCUCUCAAAUUUAUGGUGCGCCAACAUCAAUGCCGUCCGUUAAACAACCGACCGCUUUCCCACCUCCGGAGGUUAAGGGUGCGAUUCCUCGACCUAUCCCAUUGUCUCGCGUUGGAGAAACGGACCAUGGGGAAGUAGGCCCUCGAGGUGAUCCUCGUCGCCCUACUCCUUAUGCUCGGGAAGCUGCUGGGGGCCGGCCUGUUCGCCCGGCCCUCGGUCGUUCACCACUGGUCGACCAACACCUCCGAACUCUGCGUAUCCAGGCAGAACAACUUAAUCGAUCAGUUGGCCGAGCUCUUGCAGAUUUGGAACAAGAAAAAUUAGAAGAGCCAAUCCAUGAUUUUUUGGCAAUAGAGGGAGGAAUUACACGUGUUUUGAAAUCCAUUCGUACCACCAUUUCUCGCCUUCCCCCUCGCUAA
Meloidogyne enterolobii is the source of this 10319-nucleotide messenger RNA. The record is from the annotation of a GenBank genome assembly. NCBI's taxonomy places the organism in Eukaryota, Metazoa, Nematoda, Chromadorea, Rhabditida, Meloidogynidae.